AUGGUCAAAAGGAAUCCUGACGUUCCUCCAAAAGAUAUCAAUAGAAAUUUAGAGAAAGAGUGUGGUCUUUCAUUACCUUACAUGAAGUUGUGGAGGUCUAGGGAGCAAGCUCGUGAAAGUAUAUUUGGUUAUGUUGAUGAUAAUUAUAAAUGGGUGCCUUCACUACAUGUUGAAUUGAUUGGUAGAAAUCCUGGUUCACAUAUCACAUAUAUGUUUGACCAACAUGACAAUUCAUUUCAGAGAUUUUAUGUAAGUUUUAAGGUGUGCACAGAUGGAUUCAUGUAUGGUUGCAGGCCUCUAAUCAGUUUGGAUGCAUGCCACCUCAAAUCCAAGCACUUAGGAAUGCUUUUAUUAGCAACCUCACUUGAUGGUAAUAACGGUUUAUUUCCUUUAGCCUUUGCUGUUGUUGAAACUGAAUCUAAGCAGACAUGGUUUUGGUUCCUUCAUAACUUGGGAGAAAGCAUUGGUACACACAUAAAACCUCUUGCAUUCGUUUCAGAUAUGGAGAAGGGCUUGGGCGAGGCUAUUAAAGAUGUGUACCCUGUAGCUGAGCAUAGAAUUUGUAUUCGUCAUUUAUGGAAGAAUAUUAAAAAAAAAUUUCAUUGUAAAGAUGGGCAUAAACUGCAAGGUUUGGUUUGGGGAGCAUUUAAUGCGUACACAACGACAGAGUACAAUGACAAGCUCGUUGAAUUAAGUGUAUCAUACCCCACCGUCUAUACGUACCUUAUCUCAUUACCUUACAAGUGGUCACGAAGUCAGUUUAUGUAUGGGAUAUACCACGGUACAAAUAUCAAUAACUUUGCUGAAUCAUUCAAUGCUUGGAUAAUGGAGGCUAGAAAUAAACCUGUUGUUGACUUAAUUGACAUGAUUCGUGGUAAACUCAUGGAACAAAGGGCUAGACGUAAAAUGACAAGUUGGAGUUGGCAAUGUGAAAUAAUUCCUUAUGCUGAAGAAUAUAUAAGAGACAUCACUACAAGAAAAGAACAUUUAAUAGUUCGCCAAUCUACUACUUUCAAAGCUGAGGUUGAAUCGUUACAUUCAAGACAUAUUGUUGACGUUGAGAGUAGAGACUGUACAUGUAAAGUAUGGCAAUUAACAGGACUUCCUUGCAUUCAUGCCAUUGCUUUCAUUGGGAUGAAGGAGCAUCCACUAUGGCAUACAUACAUUCAUGAAUACUUCUACGUGCACCGGUAA
Molecule: messenger RNA, 1194 nt
Organism: Dendrobium catenatum
Lineage: Eukaryota; Viridiplantae; Streptophyta; Magnoliopsida; Asparagales; Orchidaceae
Exons: 1
Coding region: 1-1194 (397 amino acids)
Biological process (GO): DNA transposition
Molecular function (GO): DNA binding; zinc ion binding; transposase activity
Source: RefSeq, a predicted model, not a curated record